This is a messenger RNA of Propithecus coquereli (Coquerel's sifaka), 3462 nucleotides long. RefSeq names its product Cdk5 and Abl enzyme substrate 2 (gene CABLES2). The record is from RefSeq and is a predicted model, not a curated record. NCBI's taxonomy places the organism in Eukaryota, Metazoa, Chordata, Mammalia, Primates, Indriidae. The transcript has 10 exons. The coding region runs from base 1 to 1149 and encodes 382 amino acids. Gene Ontology annotation, biological process: regulation of cell cycle.
AUGGGUGCACCAGCGUGGGCCAGGCUGGGUGCCGAUGGGCCCAUUGGACCCAGCAGGGUGUUUCUUGGGGCCAGGAGGCGAGUCACAUCCCAGCGCUGCUCCCUCGAGUUUCUGGAAGAUGCGGUGGGAUGCGCCUCAGUACAGAGAACCAAACACACCUCUGGAUCCCCAAGACACAAAGGCCUGAAGAAGACGCACUUCAUCAAGAACAUGCGGCAGUACGACACCAAGAACAGCAGGAUCGUGCUCAUCUGCGCCAAGCGAUCACUGUGUGCGGCCUUCUCGGUCCUGCCCUACGGAGAGGGCCUGCGGAUCAGCGACCUGAGGGUGGACGUCCAGAAGCAGCGGCACCCGUCCGGCGGCACUUCCGUUUCUCCCGAGAUGGUCUUUGAGUUGGAAGGCGUUGAGCUGGGAGCGGAUGGCAAGGUCGUGUCUUACGCAAAGUUCCUGUACCCUACCAACGCCCUGGUUGCACACAAGAGCGACGGCCACGGCCCACUGCCCCCACCUCGGCCCAGCGUGCCCCGGGCUCUGCCAGGCUCAAGACACAAACCUGUCCCCGCCAAGUCGGCGCCAGCUGGCACAGAGCUAGGGAGCGACGUGGGGGACACCCCGGAGUACAACCCCGACCUCCUGGACGACCCACAGUGGCCCUGCGGCAAGCACAAGCGGGUCCUCAUCUUCGCGUCGUACAUGACCACGGUGAUAGAAUACGUGAAGCCCUCAGACCUCAAGAAAGACAUGAAUGAGACCUUCAGAGAGAAGUUCCCGCACAUCAAACUGACGCUGAGCAAAAUCAGGAGUUUAAAGCGGGAGAUGCGGAACCUCUCUGAGGAGUGCAGCCUGGAGCCCGUGACGGUGUCGAUGGCCUACGUGUACUUCGAGAAGCUGGUCCUGCAGGGGAAGCUGCACAAGCAGAACCGCAAGCUGUGCGCCGGGGCCUGCGUGCUGCUGGCCGCCAAGAUCAGCAGCGACCUCCGCAGGAACGAAGUGAAGCAGCUCAUUGACAAGUUAGAAGAAAGAUUUCGAUUCAACAGGCGAGACCUGAUUGGGUUCGAGUUCACGGUGCUCGUGGCUUUGGAACUUGCUCUGUACCUUCCCGAGAACCAAGUGUUACCUCAUUACCGGCGCCUCACCCAGCAGUCCUAGCCCGGGCCCAGCGGGGGGCUGCCGUCCGUGAGGGCGCAUCUGCUGGCCCCAGAGGUGACCCGGGCACUGAAGCCCCCAAGUGUCACCGGCCUUUUCUGCACCCGCCCAGCAGGGACGUGCCUGACCUCUGGCCGGCACGGCUCGUUUCUUUGCACUGUUUCCUUGGAAAGGGUCGCUACUUUCAUUCCAAAGUGCAACACGCCUCCGAGGGCAUUUCUCAGAAUAUUCCCGGAUUUUUACAUGAACUAAAUGUGGAGUUUUGUCACUGUUCCUCUUUUUCCGUAUACCCGAGACCAGUCUGGCACCAGGGCCUCCGGUUUACAACCCGACUUUGCAGGAUUUCUGUCUCCACCUGGCCUUCUGCAAACCUUCGCAGCCCCUGCACUAGCACCAGGGUGGAGGUCUGGGUUUCCAGACCUCACUGAACACACUGAAGUUGCUGUUUACCUUACUGAAGCAUUUGUCGUGGGUAUUUUGGUUGUUCACACGUGGAGACGCGGCACUGUGGAUUCCCCGACAGCGACACAGCGCUGGCCCUGCCACCCCAAGCAAAGCUACUGCAGAGCUUUCUCCGCCUGCCUUGCCCGUCGGCAGGUAGAGCUUUUGGCGUCAGGUUAGGCUAACAAGAGCAGGCUCCUGACUUGUUCUGAUCUCAUUUUUGGACUCUUGGACCUCAGUUGAAGCAUCGAGUCACUGUGAAAUCCCGAUGCCCUGUGUGGUACACCGACAGGGCUCAGCCGACCCUCACCUGUGCCAGGAAACCCAUUACCUAUGACACUCUGGGCCUUCAGGACCACUGCUGAUUGCUGGCUCUAGACUCUUGAUUUUCCUAAGCAAUAUUGUGAUGGAGAAAAAUAACGUAUUUAUUAUAAUUUGGGAUUUGGUUUUGAGGGCCUUUUUUUUAAGGUUAACAACAACUGGUCAAAGGAGGUCUGAAGUUGACUUGAAAAAACACUUGACCCUCCAGCGGGAGGCCCCCGACCACUCACCCCCACACCCUUGAAUGGUCAGUGUCGGGGCCUUUCUUCCUAGGCAGGAAGUGGACGCUGUCUCGACCAGCUCAGCCGGGGCAGCCCAUUGAGCCAAGCAGACCCCAAGCAGCGGUCGUCACCGCGGUGCGGGUCUGUGCCUACAGCUCAGCAGGGCCCUCUGCAGCUUGCCAGGUUUGUCGCAGGUCCUUGCACAGUGAGUUUUGCACAGUCCAGUUCUCCACCCAGCUGCCCCGUCAACAGCUCUGAAUAACCAAGGACCAUUGAGUUCUUGUUCAUAGGUCAGCUGGUCUCAAAAGUGGCCAUUCUGGCUGGGCCGCCAGGCUGUCUUUCCCACUGCUAUCUUAUCAACCUGCCUGUCACUGGGCGGGGGGACUACGGGAUGACCCCCACCUGGACCCCAUUAAUACAUCACACUCUGUCCACAUGGACUGGUGCUUCUGCAGAAAGGAGAUGCCAGUUCUGCGCCCGCAGAUCUCAGGCCACCAGCAGCUCCACCAGAUAGAUCCCAGCAGAGGUGCCAGACAGCUGCCUGCCCACUGGCUCCUGCAGGCCUGUGCCCACCCAGCCCUCUUCCAUUGCUGUAGCCACUCACUGGGACCCUGAGAACGAGUAGUGUACAAGGGAUGGGUGGCUUGAGGGGAAGACUGCAGGAUGGGGACGGUCUCUCUUCUAAUAAGCAGCCCAUCCUCAGGCCAAGGAUGAUCCCCUUAAACCGAGCGUGCACCCGGGAGGAAAGGACAGACUGGGCAGCUGCUAUACCACGUGGAACGCUGGGCCUAAGCCCCAGGCAACUCUCCUCUGAAAAGCAACCUCUCCUGCCACCAAGAUACCACCUGGAGGGCACCGGCAUGGCGCGAACACCGUAAGAGACUAACUCCGAAAAUAUUCAGGUUUACAACCUACCUUCAAGGGGCAUAUCUCCAUGGGACUUUCUAGAAAGACAAUAGCAAGAAAGUGGCCAAUAAGCACAGUAAUUUAAGUUUGUAUGUUUAUGUAGUGAGAUUAAGUCAUUUUACCAGUCUGUUCGAAGCCCUCCCCUGCAGUUAUGUCCUUAAUAAUGCCACAAGCUGCCCCUGUGCGGUAUUCGAGAAUUACUGCAACAAAGCCUGAGCUUGUCACCCUCUAGAACAAGGGCAGGGUCGGAGCUGUGGCAAAGGUGUUCAGCUGGGCUAUGACCAAAUGAAACCAAACCUGGUGCCGCUUCCUCAGCACCUGGUGGCAGUCAUGGAUGUAAAUGUGUGAAGUGAACAUCCGACCUCAGAAUGUUUGUCAUGGAUGUUUUUAAAUGGAUAAUGUAUUUGUGCUUUAAAGUAAACCUUGA